Molecule: messenger RNA, 3485 nt
Organism: Poeciliopsis prolifica (blackstripe livebearer)
Lineage: Eukaryota; Metazoa; Chordata; Actinopteri; Cyprinodontiformes; Poeciliidae
Gene: coro1b
Product: coronin, actin binding protein, 1B
Exons: 12
Coding region: 373-1902 (509 amino acids)
Biological process (GO): cell migration; actin filament organization
Molecular function (GO): actin filament binding
Source: RefSeq, a predicted model, not a curated record
CGUAUCUUUGCUGUGUCCUCCCAGGAGCGGAAGUGUCUGGGAUUCCGCUCAAUCCAUCGCUCCAAAGCCAGGCGUCUGCACAGGGAGGACGGAUCGUUUGCAUCUCUUCCCAACAGAGGAGGGAGGUCUUUCGCCGUCGCUGUGCACUAUAUAUUAGACUUUACCAGCGCGGGACAUGGUCUUUGAGCGUCAUGUUUUGUUAUAGGUCUGCGCAAUAGCCACGGACGCCUGCCUGGACGCGGGAGGGGAUUAAGUUACUGCUGCUGGCGGCGGAUUAUUUUAUUGGCCUCCUGUCACGCCUGCCACCAGCCUUUGGUGAUCCUGUUUCCAAUUAAGCACGAUCGCUGAAGAAAAAAAGGGGAAAAAACAGGGAUGUCUUUCCGUCGAGGUGUGGUCCGGCAGAGUAAAUUUCGCCACGUCUUCGCUCAGGCCUGGAAGGCCGAGCACUGCCUCGACGACGUCAGAGUGUCCCGGGUGACAUGGGACGGCCCCCUCUGCGCGGUCAACCCCAAGUUCAUCGCGGUCAUCAUCGAAGCGGGGGGAGGAGGCGCCUUCCUCGUCGUUCCGAUUGGCAAGAGCGGCAGAAUCGACCAGUCCUGUCCCACUGUCUGCGGACACGCGGCGCCUGUGUUGGACAUCCAGUGGUGUCCUCAUGAUGACAACAUCAUCGCAAGUGCCUCAGAGGAUUGCACAGUGAAGGUGUGGCAGAUCCCCGAUGGCGGGCUAACCAGUCCGAUGACUGACCCGAUUGUGACCCUGGAGGGCCACAGUAAAAGAGUGGGAAUCCUGGCUUGGCACCCUUGUGCCUUCAACAUCCUAUUGACUGCAGGCUGCGAUAACGUGGUUUUUGUGUGGAACGUGGGCACGGGCGAACUCGUGUACCAGCUGGCCGACGCCCACCCGGACCUGAUCUACAGCGUCGGCUGGAAUAAGGAUGGCAGCGCCGUGUGCACUGUGUGCAAGGACAAGGCCCUGCGCAUUAUCGACCCACGUCGGGGCGCUGUCCUGAAGGUCAGAGAAAAGGUCCAUGACGGUACAAGGCCCAUGAGAGCAGUCUUCCUCGCCGAUGGGAAAAUUUUGACCACAGGCUUCAGCCGUAUGAGUGAGAGGCAGCUCGCUUUGUGGGACACCAAAGAUCUCUCUGAGCCGAUGGCUGUACAAGAAAUGGAUACAAGUAACGGAGUCCUUCUUCCCUUUUAUGACCCUGACACAAACAUGGUCUACCUAUGCGGAAAGGGGGACUGCACCAUUCGGUAUUUCGAAGUGACAGACGAGUCUCCCUACGUUCACUUCCUGAGUUUAUACAGCAGUAAGGAGCCUCAGAGAGGUGCAGGGUUUCUUUGUAAAAGAGGCGUGGAUGUCAACAAGUGUGAAAUUGCCAGGUUCUACAAGCUGCACGAAAGGAAAGUGGAACCCAUUUCUAUGACUGUACCACGUAAAUCAGAUCUCUUCCAGGGAGACCUUUACCCAGACACUGCAGGCUUGGAGCCGGCUCUGCUGGCAGAUGAAUGGAUCGCCGGACAGGACGCAGCACCUCUGCUCGUCUCUCUGAGCGGAGGGUACGCGGCUCCUCCCUCCAAACACAGAGACACCCUCAGAAGCAAGCCCAAGCCAAGCUCUCAGGACUCCGGGGCCGGGGGCGCCGCCACAGCAGCAACCGUAGCAGCCGCUCCCACACCUAUGCCUACCUCUGCCGCCAAGGAAAUGGAAGAAGAAACGCCGCAGCCACGAGUGACCGCAAGGGAGACAGAUGGAAAUACCGAGAGGCCGAGGAGAGAGGAUGAAAUGUUGAGUGAAUUGUUAGCAGAGAUGAAGGCCUUACGGGCAGUCGUGCUCGCUCAGAACCAGAGAAUCGAGCUGCUGGAGAGGCAGCUCGCCCGGAUUGAAGACGGCGACGUGUGAGGAGGCCUAAAACUCAUCGAGUUCCUGAAGAAGCUAUAGACUGUAGCCUUACUAGUCUUAACAAUAGCUUAAUGCUUUGUGAGUGUAAAAACUGUGUGUAAAUACUGUGACUGUGGGUUCCAGCCGUUAUGAUUAAGGCUGUAUCCCAAAUGAUUUUUCUUUUUAGUAAAUAUGGUGUCAUCUGCAUAGAGUGAAAUUUAUAGGAAAACUAAAGGAUCUUGUAGCAGUUAUUGGAUCUUGCAACUUUGAGCUUUUUUAAAAAUUAAUGUUUUGAUUCUGCAAGACUUGAGGAGUCACAACAGUGGUUCCCAAUGUGUGGGGCACGCCCCCUAGUGGGGGCACAAUGCCAUUGGAGGGGGGCUCGGGAAGCGGUUUGGAUAAAUGGAAAAAAAACAAAAAAACAACAGUCACACAAAAGUGUUUCACUGUAAAGAUGGUUUGUAGGUUUGUUGCAACCUGAAGUGUGAAAUAAACUUCAGUGGAGUUUGAAAACAAAAUAUGGUUAUAGGUAAAUAUCUGGUUGAACAAUGUGUGUGCCCAGUUUAUUUUUUAUUUUUUUAUUUUUAUUUUUUUGUGGGGGGGCAGCGAUUUGUACCUACAGAGGGGCCCAGAAAAUCUUUGGGAACCACUGAGUUACAACAAUACGAUUCCUUUAAAUAGUAGGCAUAAUAGGCGUAAUGUGGAAUUGUGCUGACUCGGCUGAAGGUUGCCAUUUUAUAGCAAAGCAUUUAAUUACCUCCAAUACGUGUGUUUUCCUGGCAUGCAUUCAUAAAUGCCACUUUUAGGGCUUAUUCAGGUAGUUUGAGGUGCAAAAGUGUCAAGUCAUGGCUUGACUUUUUACAUGACUUGUGCUUUGUUUUCCCUCUACUUUAUAUAGUUUGCUCUGUUCAAAUGUAUGAACCUAAAAUCUCAAUAUACAACCGUGAGAACCACGGGAGCGAUAGGUGGUGAGAAAGUCGUGGAGUGUUUAUGUGUAGUUUCAUUCCGUGUUGUUGCAGUAAAGGAAACGGUCGAGCGCUAGUGAUUUUGUGUUAAGAACUGCGGCUGUGUUUUAUGGGUCACUUUGAGGUCAAGCGUUUGAUUGAAAUGACACAUAUGCAUUUAUAACAGUUUCAGUCAACAGAAAUUUAACAUGACACUAUUUUCCUUUGGUUUCAGCAAAAUAUGCAUCUGUGUUCAAUUAUGUGAGGCACUUUUAGUUACGUUUCUUUCAUUUUAGUCGUACUUCUAUGAAUGUUCUUUAUUUAGAGGCAUUACUGUGUAUUUUAUGUUGCUGUCAGUUGUAGGAUAACAAUGUUACAUUCCAGUUGAGCCCUUUAAUACUUUAAUUAUGCACUGACCUCUUAACACUGCUAUGAACAACAGGUUCAGCUAGACAAUGGUGUAAUGAUUGACUCAACUUUGUUUCAUGUUUUGUACGAAAAAGCCUUUCGGUUUACACUUCAUGGUCAAGUGUUUGUGAUCAGUUCUAGUUCUGAUUACCUUUGGAAAUACUGUGUUUGAGUGUGUUAAUUGUUAAAUAGAUGAUGAAUGGACUUUGUUUUUAAUCCAACUUGUCAUUCUUAAUAAAAUAUCUCAUAAAA